Molecule: messenger RNA, 996 nt
Organism: Dermacentor silvarum
Lineage: Eukaryota; Metazoa; Arthropoda; Arachnida; Ixodida; Ixodidae
Product: histone H1B
Exons: 5
Coding region: 44-991 (315 amino acids)
Source: RefSeq, a predicted model, not a curated record
ACCAGCCGUUCACAAAAAGCCGGGUAAGCCUGCACCGGCAACCAUGAAGGAACCAGAGCAAGAUGAGGAAAAAACAGAAAAAGAAAGCAAAACUCGCAAGGUCGUGGCUGAGGAGGACAAUGUGGGUAAGGACAUCCUAGAUAAAAACAAGGCGGGGAAAGAAGAACCGGGCAAGACGGCGGCCGACAAAGACAUAGGAAAGCAAGCGAAAUACCAAGCAAUCAAGGGUAAACCGAAUGGGGAGAAAGCGACUCAGCAGAAAGCAAGCAAGGACAAAGGGGAAAAAGGCAUACCAGAUGAACCUCCGGGUGGUGACGAGGCUUAUGAUGUUGAGUUGGCUCAGACGGAAAUAGACGGCGAGCUGGAAGCUACAAAGAAAGACAAGGCAAAAUCCGAGCCCAAGGAAAAGACAGCAAUGCAAGACAAGAAAGUCAGAAAGGAUGCCAAGGAUCCUGAGGCGCGCUCGGAAAUAAGCACGAUGGCUAAGCUCAAGAAAUUGGUCAAGAAGUCUCCAGUGAAGGCCAAAAAGUCGGAGGAAGGAAAAGCGACCCAAGAAGCUCCUAAGCCCGCCUCAAGCAAGUCUGGAAGCAAGGAAAAGCCCAAAAAGUCGCCACCGCCGAAGAAGCCUCCCGCGAUGAAGCCGCCUGUGAAGACGCCGACUGCGAAGCCGUCUACGAAGUCCAAGGAACGGGAUAAAUCACAAGGGCGUGCGAGCAUUUACGGGCAGGAGACCAGGUUCGCCGAGGAGGCAAGCGUCAGGGAAGUGAGUGCAGCAUCGGCUGGCGACGCAUUUCCUGAGGACUUCGGCAAAACCGAAGAGGAGGAGGAAGGCACUCCACCUGUGCUGACGGAGGAACAGCGCACGCUGUUCUUUCGCGACGGCCGACGGCGCAUCGACAUCGUGCUCGCCUACGAGGAGACGGAUAACCCUGUGCACGAGCGCUACCGGCGCAUCUUUCACGAGAGCAUCGUCGCCGAGGCCUCGAGAUAGAGAUU